This is a messenger RNA of Schistocerca piceifrons (Central American locust), 960 nucleotides long. RefSeq names its product ice-structuring glycoprotein-like. Lineage: Eukaryota; Metazoa; Arthropoda; Insecta; Orthoptera; Acrididae. The record is from RefSeq and is a predicted model, not a curated record. Bases 1 to 960 code for a protein of 319 amino acids. The transcript has 4 exons.
AUGUAUGUGAAUGCCAACAAGAUGUGUGAUGCCUUUCAAGUGUGUGCUGCCUUGGAGAAUGUGCUGAUUUUGCAGCGUGUGAUGAUUUUGAAGCAUGUGCUGUCUUGCAUCAUUGCAGCCUUUGCACAGCAUGCUGGAUUUUCAGUGUGUGCUGUCUUUGCAGUGUGUGCUUUCUUUAUGGCGUUUCCUGCCUUCUGGUCCUGUGCUGCCUUUGCAGCACGUGAAGCCAUUGGAGCAAUAGCUACCUUUGCAGCAUGUGCAGCCUUGUCAGCUUGUGCUGCCUUUGCAGCAUCUCCUGCAUUUGCAGCAUCUCCUGCAUUUGCGUGUGUGCUGACAUCACAUGCUGACACAUGCUGUGCUUCAAUUGCAGUCUGUGACACCAUUUCAGCAUGUGCUACUGCUGGAGCAUGUGAUGCCAUUGCAGAGUGUGCUGCCACUGCUGCAUCAUGCCUCACAAAGACAACAAUACUAACAGAGAUCGCACACCUCACAAAGAUAGCAUGCCUUGAGAAGACAGCAUGCCUCGAGAAAACAGCAAGCCUCAAUAAGACAGCACAUCCAGAGAAGACAGCAUGCCUUGGCAAGACAGAAUGCUUUGUGAAGACAGCACACCUAGCAAAGACAGCACACAUUGCAAAGACAGCAAACCUUGAAAAGACAGCACACCUUGGCAAGACAGCACACCUUAUGAAGACAACACACCUUGGCAAGACAACACACUUUGCUAAGACAGCACACCAUGCCAAGACAGCACACCUCGCCAAGACAGCACACCUCACCAAGACAGUACACCUUGACUGGACAGCAUGCCUUGCCAAGACCGCACGCCUUGCCAAGACCGCACACCUUGCCAAGACAGCACAUCUUGCCAAGACAGCACACCUUGCCAAGACAGAACACCUUGCCAACACAACACACUUUCCAAGAGAAUACGCUUUACCAAAACAGCACACUUUGUGA